AUGACGGCCAUCCAGGAUGCACCCACCAAGGUGAUUUCACCCUCAAAACUGUCUCAUGUCGUCUUCCGCACUCGACCUGAAAAUGCCGCCAAGAUGGCUGAAUUCUGGGAGUUCUUCGUCGGAGGCAAGAAGGUAUUCCAGAACGAUCUUCUGACUCUAAUUGCCUAUGACGAUGAACACCAUCGGAUUGCUAUCGUCCCUAUCCCGGUGCAUGUCUCGUUCACGUUCAACACCCUCCAAGAGCUUCUACUUUCCUACCGUCAGCGGAAAGCGGCCGGGGUCACUCCGGUAUGGUGUGUUCAUCACGGUCCGACGAUCAGCAUGUACUACAGGGACCCAGAUGGAAACUACAUCGAAGUUCAGGUGGAUGUUUUCGAGACUGGGGAGGAAGCAGUCGCGUAUAUGAGCGGGGAGGAAUAUCAGGCAAACCCGCUGGGAGUCGACUACGAUCCCGAGGAAAUCAUUGCUGCGUUGGAGAAAGGCGAGGAUCCGAAGAAAUUCCUUCUCGGCGGUGGUGAUGUCUAUGCAAGAGCUUACCAGGCGAGUAGUCACUUCCUCGAUGUCCUUGAUCAGGUCUUUCGCUUGUUGUUCCAGACCAAACUUGGAGGUGGAGUUAAGGGUAAUUGA
Aspergillus nomiae NRRL 13137 is the source of this 627-nucleotide messenger RNA. RefSeq lists its product as uncharacterized. Lineage: Eukaryota; Fungi; Ascomycota; Eurotiomycetes; Eurotiales; Aspergillaceae. The record is from RefSeq and is a predicted model, not a curated record. The transcript has 3 exons. Bases 1 to 627 code for a protein of 208 amino acids.